Molecule: messenger RNA, 1832 nt
Organism: Drosophila arizonae
Lineage: Eukaryota; Metazoa; Arthropoda; Insecta; Diptera; Drosophilidae
Product: cytochrome P450 307a1-like
Molecular function (GO): heme binding; iron ion binding; monooxygenase activity
Source: RefSeq, a predicted model, not a curated record
GUAUUAGAAGUAAAAAUGUUUUUCCUAAUAUUCUAUGCCAUAACUGGAAUAUUCCUGGUAGCAACACUCACAUCCUAUGCUAUAAUCAUUUUUAGCUGUCAGAAAAAAGCAAAUCUCAGAAUCGAGAACGAGAAUUCCAUAAAAGCUAAACGCAAACUUCUACAAGCACCUGGUCCACUUCCUUGGCCGAUAAUCGGAAAUUUAGAUAUAAUUGGACAGUUUAACAAUCCGUUCCAAGGCUUUGGAGCAUUGACAAAGCGCUAUGGCGAUAUUUACAGUUUAACACUAGGACACACGCGCUGCCUUGUCGUCAAUAACUUGGAUUUAAUAAAAGAGGUCCUUAACAAGAACGGAAAGUUCUUUGGUGGGAGACCAGAAUUUCUGCGUUACCACAAACUUUUCGGAGGCGAUCGCAAUAACUCUCUUGCUCUUUGCGACUGGUCACAGUUGCAACAGAAACGCAGGAACUUAGCCCGACGACACUGUUCGCCGCGGUCGUCAUCCUCGUAUUUCGCAAAAAUGUCCCGCAUCGGAUGUAAUGAAAUAACAAACUUACUGGAUAACUUAAGAACAUCUGUAGAGCCUGGUAAACCCUUCGAUUUGAAGCUGGUUAUACUUAAGGCAUGCAUGAAUAUGUUUAGUCAGUACAUGUGCUCAAUGCGCUUUGAUUAUGAGGACAAGGAAUUUGAACAAGUCGUGCAGUUCUUUGAUGAAAUCUUUUGGGAAAUAAACCAGGGACAUCCAUUAGAUUUUUUGCCAUGGCUAUUGCCAUUUUACAGCAAACACACGAAAAAAAUAUGCCACUGGUCCACCACAAUUCGAAAAUUUAUUUUGGAACGAGUUAUAAAUAGAAGAGAAAUUAAUAUCGAUUUAGAUGAACCCGAUGUCGACUUUACAGAUGCACUCCUGAAGAGUCUCAUUGAAAAUAAGAACGUGUCGCGCAAUACGAUUAUCUUCAUGCUGGAAGAUUUUAUUGGAGGUCACUCAGCGGUCGGAAACUUAGUCAUGCUAUGUCUCGCCUACAUUGCCAAGGAUCCUGAGAUUGCGAAGAGAAUUCAAUGCGAAGUCGAUUACGUGUCCAAAAACAGUCAAAGAAGUAUUAAUUUGCACGAUAUGGAUAAAAUGCCCUAUACCAUGGCCACAAUAUUCGAAGUCCUACGGUACUCGUCGUCUCCGAUCGUACCCCAUGUAGCCACCGAGGAUUCGCAAAUAUCAGAUUUUGGUGUUACUACAGGUACCAUUGUUUUCAUUAAUAACUAUGUGCUCAACAUGAGCCCGAAAUACUGGAAGGAUCCCGAUCAAUUUCAACCCGAAAGGUUUUUGGAAGAGAGAACGAACACACCGUCAACUCCGCCUAUAUUUCAUGGAAAGCGAAGGUGCUCCGAAGAAUCCGAUUCAGGUAUUGAGUUCGAAAAGGACGCGAAAAUAUAUAAUUCAUCUAAUGAAAAUCCACAUACAAAUAAACUUAUUCAACAAGAUACUACUAAAGUGGAUUCCGGACCUAUCAAAUUGCAGCUUAAGAAAAAUAUUCCACACUUUUUGCCUUUUAGCAUUGGCAAACGCACGUGCAUAGGACAAAAUUUGGUGCGCGGAUUCGGAUUCAUUUUGCUGGCCAAUAUUUUACAAAACUAUAAUAUCAAUUGUAGUAAUCUUGAGACGAUAAAGAUAAAGCCAGCGAGUGUAGCACUCCCUGCAACUUGCUUUCCAUUAGUACUGACUCCAAGAGCAUAAUGUUCGAAUUAAUGAUUAUAAAAAUGGUUGAAAUGGUUGUAUCACUAAAUUAUAUUAAAUAUUAGAUUCCAAUUACGUAGCCUAUGUAGAUAGAUAUAUCA